UCUUCUAAGUGAUUUCUACCCAUAGUGGGGGCUAACAAUACUCUCACUCAACUAGUCAUGGCAGCUGCCUCUUCCCGACCCUCACUGGGCGACAGUGGGAAGGGAAAUCUUUACCACUGCACUUGCAUUUGUCUUUGAGCAAACUUCAGCAAUUAUCUGAUUGUUGGAGUUUCUUUGUAUUAUUGUAGACUCUUUACCUUACAACAUGAAGCACUUUGAGGCAACUGUUGUUGUGAUUUGGUGCUAUAUGAAUAAACUUAAAUGAAAAUGAGGCAUGAAAAUGGCAACUUGAAGACUCAGGCCUUAGGUUUGACUUAUGAUUAAUUUAUCAGCAGGUAAGGAGAUCCCAUUCUCAUCAAAGUUGCAUGUGUCCGUUCUGCCAGAUAGAAGAGGAUAGAAAGAUAACACAGCUGAAACGGUGCAUGUUUUUCCCCCCACAAUGAGCUUGAACAGGCAGCACAUAUUUACAUUACACAGCUCCAUGGUGAUGAUUUCUAUCUCUGUACAAACACAGACACUCAAUUUGCUUUUAGUUGACCAGCAGGUGACCUAGACCAAGGCUGCUGCAUAUAUGUAUUAGCAUAAAGCCUGCAGGUAGGAAACAAGACAAAAAGGUGUGGCGCUGAGCUCUUACCUGCAGGUAAGCAGUGAAGUAGGCGCAGUUGAUACUCGACACAAUCCGCUACCAGAGAGAAGAACGCCCUCCAGCACCACCGGAGAUCAAAGAUGAACUGGGGUUUUCUGGAGAACGUCCUCAGUGGGGUCAACAAGUACUCCACUGGAAUUGGGCGAAUCUGGCUCUCUGUGGUCUUCCUCUUCAGGAUCUUGGUGUAUGUGGCAGCAGCUGAGCAGGUGUGGAAGGACGAGCAGAAGGAUUUUGUUUGUAACACACAGCAGCCCGGCUGUGAGAAUGCCUGCUUCGACCACUUCUUCCCCAUUUCGCAGGUACGUCUCUGGGCUCUGCAGCUCAUCAUGGUGUCAACCCCUUCGCUGCUAGUUGCCCUUCAUGUGGGUUACCGGGAGUAUCGGGAGGCUAAACACAAGCGAAAACUGUACCAGGACAAGGGACGCAUCGAUGGAGGUCUUUUCUGCACCUACACUGUGAGCCUGAUCUUCAAGACAGCCUUUGAGGUGGGCUCCCUGCUCGCUUUCUACUUCCUGUAUAAUGGCUUUGAGGUCCCGAUACUGCUGCAGUGCAGCCAGAGCCCAUGCCCCAACACAGUGGACUGUUUCAUUGCCAAAGCCACAGAGAAGAAGAUCUUCCUCUACAUCAUGGGUUGCACUUCCAUACUAUGCAUUGUUCUGAACUUCACUGAGCUUAUGUACAUUGUAUGGAAACAGCUUUGGAAAUGUUUAACGAGGAAGUAUAUUCCCAUGGAAAAGAAGAUGUACAGCCACAGCCAGCCAUUUGUUUCCACUGUCAACAAGUAUGCCUCAAAUGAACCCACAGCAAACACAGAGGUGUGUAGGACACAGCCAGCAGCUGCUCAGGAAAACCUGCCUGACCAGUCCUAGAGGGCUGGGACACUGCCAACAUCCGACACUGAAAGAACCUCAAGUGAAACCUGAUACACACACACAUGCACGCACCCACGCACACUAUAUAAGUUGGCCAAAGGAGUAGAUAGAAGUCACUGACAUCAAGAUGAGGAAGCUCCUGACUGUAUUCUAAGUGUAAGGAAGGAACAGACUCUAGGAUGAGACAACGAACAUCAACAAGUACAUAAGGAAGAUGGCCACGACCGACCAUGUGGUCAAUGACUAUCUCAGGCAGCAGAAACCCAAGAAAGAGUAGGAACCAUCAUGGAAAGACAGGCCCCUGCACAGAAUGUACCACUGGCAGAUAGAGGAAGUGGCUGACAUCGACAAAUCCAACCAGUGGCUGGACAAAACUGGAAUGAAAGACGGCACAGUAGCACUAAUUAUGGCAGCACAUGAACAAGCUCUAAGUACAAGAUCCAUAGAGACUCCAGGUGCAGGCUGUCCAGCACAUCCAGCACAUAACAGCAGGGGGCAAGAUGCUAGCAGGCAGGGCUUACGUGGAACGCGAUAACCAAGUGGCCGGCAUAGUAUACAGGAACAUCUGAGCCGAGUAUGGCCUGGACGCCCUGAGGUCAAAAUGGGAGACGCCCCCUAGUGUGGUCGAGAAUGGCCGUCCUAAGAUCCCGUGGGACUUCCAGAUAUAGAUGGGCAAAAGGGUGAUGGCUAAUGAACCGGACAUAGUAGUGGUGGAGAAGCAGAGGAAGACGGCUGUAGUGAUAGACGUAGCAAUACCGAAAUACAGCAACACCAGGAAGAAGGAACACGAGAAGCUGGAGAAGUGCCAAGGACUCAUAGAAGAGCUUGAGAAGAUGUGGAGGGUGAAGGUAACAAACCCCAGUCACCACUCACAACACUCAGUGUGCUUGUCAAUAGCUUUGGUGUUGACUCUUGUUCCAGACAGCUGUGAUUGCUUGAUGAGCUUCAGCUGGCAUGCCAGCCUCCCUGGCAUGGCCCCUCAAGCCAGCUGCACCACGCCUCCUCUGCAGCUGAGUCAAAGACCACAGCUCUGUCACACCAUCCAAUCCACACGUGCAAAGAAAUCAUGGCACAGAUGUCCAUCAAUUAUGUAUAAUAAUGAGAAAUGACACAGGGAAAAAGCAUUAAAGAUAAGUGCAUUGAAGAUAAGUGCAAAAAAGCAUGGACAGCCAUGACACCAGCUAAAAUCUAUCAGUAAUUAGAAAGCAAUCCUGCCACUUGGUGCAAAUUAAUACCGGCUGGUUCAGUCCCAACUGAUGUCUAAUUACCAAGGAGUCACACAAGAAACAUCUCAUGACUGGUAAAACCCAGUGAGGUUGACUAGAUAGUCUAGUCAACCUCACUGUCUAGACAAGACUAUCACAGCUUUAUUAUUGCUAAACAUACUGAUGGCACUGGUUACAGGAGAAUUUCUAAACUACUGAAAGUUCCAGUGUGCACUGUUGGGGCCAUAAUCCGGAAGUAAAAAGAAUAUCAUUUCACCAUAAACCUGCCACGACCAGGUGCUCCCUGCAAGAUUUCAGACAGGGGAGUGAAAGGAAUUGUCCAAAAACUAAGGAACAUUUGUGGGGAGCUACAGAAACACCUGGAGUCAACAGGUACAAAAAACUCCAACACUGAAGAAAAAGCAUGUUGAAGUUUGCUCAACAAGAUUUAUGUUUGGAAGUCAAAAGGGACAGCAAACCGAAAACACCAUACCAACAGCGAGGUUUGGAGGUGGAACAUAAUGGUGUGGGGCUAUUUAUUGAAAGCAGGAUGAAUGGGAAAAAUGAACUGAGACAUUAUGCCAUCUGCAAUGAUCCCAAACACAGAGCCACGGAAACACUCCGUUGGCUUCAGAGAAAGAAAAUGAAGCUGCUAGAAUGGUCUAGUUAAUGAAAUAUAUGGAAAGAACUAAAGCUAGAGCAAGGCUGCUGCAUAUAUGUAGAGUUCAUAGAAGGGGCCCACUUCAGGAUUUUUGAAGACAGUUUGUGUGGAAGAAUGGGCCAAAAUUAAACCUGAGCAAUGUCUGUGACUAGUUUAUCCAUACAGGAGGUGUCUUGAAGCUGUCAAAAGUAUUACAUAAAUUUCAGUGUGAGUGCUCCGGGAGAGUCAAAAAGUGCUAUAUGACAACCAGUCCAUUUACCAUGUGUAAUUGGUUUUUUGUUUGGUUGGUUUUUUUUUUACAAAUUAUAUAUCUGUGGUUUGAUUUUAUUUGCAUAUGUUGAUUGGAUGGGUUUGUUAUCCACAUCUGGUGAGAAUUUCAUGUUGAUAGCAAGUUUGAAAAUAUAUUCACUUAUGACAUGUUUAAUACUUAAUUUACCUGCUGUAUGUAUAGAUGUGUGUAGUGAUUGAGAGAGGUAAUCUCCAAGUUGCGACAUUACACAGUCUGCAGAAUCACCUUUGGAGGCAAAAUGUUCUGUAUGAAAAUACUGACAAACUCUCCUGCUGCUGUCCUUGGAAUCACUGUCUGAACACAGUACAGAGAAGCUAACUACUCUACUCCCAGAGAGGUCAAUUAUCUUGUUAACAGUGUUACAUCCUUAUUGCAUAUGACUCUGGAUGCUCUCUUCCAGAGAAGAGAGAGCCUCAUAUCAGAAGUUGGAUUCCAAGGUGUAACUCUCAAACAUGCACCUUCGACCCAUAAGCCUGAGAUGAAAUGUUAUCUUACUAACUCAGAAAAUCUUCAUUUAGCCUGAAAAAAUUGUUUGUUGCUCUAUUUAAAAGUCCUCCGUAAAGAUGCUCCCAAGUCUCACAAACCACCAAAGUUGACCUGCACCUCUGUACUUUAAGGGUCUGUAACUUGAAAUGUUUUCAUAGUGUGAAGAUAACAUUUUGCAUGGUUUAAUUAAAUAUACUAGUUCUUGUAGAAAAGGGGUAUGAGGUAUGACGUGGUACAUCCCGAUUCUCUUUUGAGGAAUUUUGAAUGUUCUCCAUAUACUGACAAUGUUAUGGCUGCUAUUGUCAUGCUAAACUUAAGGUGCUUUGUCUUAUGUUUUCUGCAAGCUACGAUGUCUGCUGUAGAAAAGUCUUUCACAUAUCUAAAUGGUCCUUCUGGAACUGAUUGAACUGAUAUCAACAAGCACUUUAGAUAAUGUUCCACAGGAACGUCCUUUAUCGGUACCACGUUUGAGAGGAUGACUUCAACUGAAACCCACUGAAGUAAUAGUUAACACUGACAGGUGUUGGUUAGCUAGGAUAGUUAAUAUUAAGUUAAUUCUUUCUUAAAUUUGUAUUAAUAAAAUGCUAUACUUGUUUAUGAACAUAUUAAGUGUAAUAAAGAAUGAUUAGAAGACCCUUGAAAAAGUCUGCUGUCUGCUCCUUCCGAUUCCCUGCUUUGAUGGAGUUAACUAAUGAAGGUGGCCAAAUUAACUAUUUUUAGAACUGUGAGAAAUUUCACUCUAACAAUUUGAAAAUUGUUAAAAUGAAAAGUUAAGCACUUAGUUAUUUCAGUGCAAGUCAUCUUAUCCUGUGUUUCAAAUGCUAUACUUUUACUGUGACUUCAGUAGGUACUGCACUGGUCUUUAAAGACCACCAGUGCCUCUGGGAGGCAGAGCCUUCAGUUUACAGGCCCCUCUUCUGUAGAACCAGCUUCCAGUUUGGGUGUAGGCUGCUGGGGGAUUCCCAUGAUGCACUGGGUGUUUCUUCUUUCUCUCUAUGUGUUAAUAGACCUCUGUGCAUUAAAUCAUAAUUGUUAUUAAUCUCUGGCUCUCUCCCCAACUGGUCAGGGCAGGCAGCCGCCCUUCCCUGAGCCUGGUUCUGCUGCUAUUGUAGGGUCUACCUUACAAUAUAAAGCGCCUUGAGGUGACUGUUGUUGUGAUUUGGCGCUGUAUAAAUAAAACAAAUUGAACAUACAGUUCCAUCCAGUAUUCAUACAAUGGGGAUGUAGUUCUUUGCUGCCUGAAUUUGCUUUCUGUCUGCCCAUGAAAAUGUAUCAAUCAAUUGUCCAAUUACACUUGAGCCUCUGAAAAUGUGUAAUAUAUAUAAAACAGCUGUAAUUCUACUUUUUUUUUUUUUUUUGUAAGUUAAACCCUUAAACUGUUUGAU
This is a messenger RNA of Oreochromis aureus, 5544 nucleotides long. RefSeq names its product gap junction beta-7 protein. Gene Ontology annotation, cellular component: connexin complex. The transcript has 2 exons. Gene Ontology annotation, biological process: cell communication. Lineage: Eukaryota; Metazoa; Chordata; Actinopteri; Cichliformes; Cichlidae. The record is from RefSeq and is a predicted model, not a curated record. Bases 727 to 1515 code for a protein of 262 amino acids.